CUGACAUGAAACUUAAUAUUUCAUAUAUUCCUGAAUUUAUCUUUAGCAAACAAACCAGACAAGAAAUUUCUCUCUUCCUGUCUACGGUCAUGAACCGCAAAGCUUUGUCUGCUCUAUCUCUUUGUUUGAUGUUUAAAACAUCCGAGGACGGCCUGCGCAUGUCUAAACCAUCUAGCAUUUAAUAAUGCCAGGGAGUUGAGAACAAGACUGAAGCUCGGAGGCAAACAGUAUCUCGGUCAGCAGAGGGGCGCCGAGCGCCCCCGCCCCUCUCAUCUGCGCCGUAGCGCUGCUGCGGUCUCCUUCAUCUCGAACAGGAACAGAAGUCGGACUCUCCGAGUUACGCUUCUCUUUAUCCGUGCCGGACCGUCUCUCAGCUCCUGCUGGGAGAGAAGCUCACUACGGAGCCCUGAAGGGGACCCCGGGCAAACAUGAAGGACCAGAACUGUACCGAUGAUAUAAAGAAGAUCCUGCAGGAGGCUCCUGCCGCACGGCAGACUCUCCUUGACAAUUAUAAUAACCUGCACAAGGUCGCGGAAUACUGCGAGCGCAACUAUCUGGAGGGCAAUGACCAUAAGAAGGCCUUGGAGGAGACCAGAGCGUACACCACCCAGUCACUGGCCAGCGUGGCCUACCAGAUCAGCACACUGGCCAGCAAUGUUCUCAAGCUUCUGGACGCCCAGACCACUCAGCUGAGCAAGAUGGAAUCCUCAGUCAACUUGCUGUCCCAGGUAGAGCCAACCGUGUGUCUCAUAAUGGCCAGUCAUGCGAAGGUCAUUUGUUCAUUCAAAUAUUCAGCAUGCAGGUUCAUACAUACUCACUGUUGUUAUAAACGAUGUUAACUGAAUAUUAACAAA
Molecule: messenger RNA, 854 nt
Organism: Paramormyrops kingsleyae
Lineage: Eukaryota; Metazoa; Chordata; Actinopteri; Osteoglossiformes; Mormyridae
Source: RefSeq, a predicted model, not a curated record